AGCUGUACUCUAAUUCCCAUGAUUGAUCAUAGAAUGCAUGUGCAGGCGACCCACCAUCCACACCAAAAGAUUUUAAGUAAAUAGUACCCAGGGCCCAUGUAAUGAUAAAAACCUAACUACCGUGACCAAAAUUCACUCUGGAAAAGAAAUGAAAUGAAAUGAACUCAGUCAGUUCUUCGAGAAACUCUUCAUCGAAUCCGAAUAACGAUGUUUUUUAGUUUCUACGCACGCGUUUAAAGAUACCACCCAACGGCACGUGCUACUCCUUUUCCCAACUCGGAUUUGGUACGGUCAACAAUCAACAUUCAAUAUGUGCACGUGUCAGUCCAGACCAGACCGGCUCAACUCCCAGUCCCAUAUAUUUGGCAUCGUUUGCCUUUUCCUCUCUCUCUCUCUCUCUCUCUCUAAAACAAAGAACAUACUUACUUGUCAAUUCUGAUAGAGAUUGCUACAGACAUGGAAACAGAUAUUCCGGCGACUUACACGUACAUGGGACGGAGUAUCAACGAUGACUCCUCUUCGGCUUUCAGCGACUGCAACAGCGACAGAUCCGGCGAAUUCCCAACGGCUUCUUCCCUAAGCCGUGGCCUUCUGAUCGCUUGCGCUUCCGACAAUUCCGACGAUCUCAUUCGUCAGUUGGUUCUUCGUCUCGAGUCCUGUUCGAUUGAGGAACAGAAACAAGCGACCAUGGAGAUCAGAUUACUGGCCAAGAACAAACCAGAGAACCGCCUCAAAAUCGCGAAAGCCGGCGCUAUUAAGCCGUUAAUUUCACUUACAUCAUCGCCGGACCUUCAACUUCAGGAGUACGGUGUUACGGCGAUUUUGAAUCUGUCGCUGUGCGAAGAGAACAAAGAGCUAAUUGCUUUAUCGGGAGCGAUUAAGCCUCUUGUUGGAGCACUCAAGACAGGGACUCCAACGGCGAAGGAGAACGCAGCGUGUUCUCUGCUUCGUCUCUCGCAGGUAGAAGAGAACAAGGUGUCAAUUGGAAGGUCAGGAGCCAUUCCGCUCCUCGUGAACCUUCUAGAAUACGGAGGUUUCCGCGGGAAGAAGGACGCGUCGACGGCGCUCUACUCGCUGUGUUCGGUGAAGGAGAACAAGAUCAGGGCGGUGAAAGCGGGGAUUAUGAAGCCGUUGGUGGAAUUGAUGGCGGAUUUGGGAUCCAACAUGGUGGACAAGUCUGCGUACGUGUUGAGCGUGCUGGCGUCGGUGGCGGAGGCGAGGACGGCGUUGGUGGAUGAAGGAGGGAUUCCUGUGCUGGUGGAAAUCGUGGAGGUUGGGUCUCAAAGACAAAAGGAAAUCGCUGUCGUAAUUUUAUUGCAGAUUUGCGAGGACAGUAUGGUUAAUCGUAAGAUGGUGUGUCGCGAAGGAGCCAUUCCUCCAUUGGUUGCUUUGUCGCAAUCCGGCACCAAUCGCGCCAAGCAAAAGGCGGAGACACUAAUAGAGCUUCUGCGGCAACCAAGAUCCGGCAACGCCGCUGCCCGUACCCCAGAAAUGUCAGCAUAAACCGUACCGCCCAUGCUAUUGUGCCAAGCCAUGUACCCCAACAAUCGAACAGUGAAAUAGUUAAAGCAACAUCCAUCAUCCCAAGACAAAUAAAUCUUUGGGACUGCUUUAUCAAAGAUUUAGUGCAUCCUACCAAUAAAAAUAUUACAUGUUAGUUAAAUUUUUUUUUUCUGUUAAAUUUUUUCUCUUUCCUAUGAUGUAUAAUAUUUUCAUUAAUACGAUACACUGAAUCUAGGUACAGAAGUAAUACCAAAGAUUUAUUCU
Molecule: messenger RNA, 1767 nt
Organism: Gastrolobium bilobum
Lineage: Eukaryota; Viridiplantae; Streptophyta; Magnoliopsida; Fabales; Fabaceae
Product: U-box domain-containing protein 4-like
Exons: 2
Coding region: 457-1503 (348 amino acids)
Cellular component (GO): nucleus; cytoplasm
Molecular function (GO): protein binding
Source: RefSeq, a predicted model, not a curated record